AUGGAGAUUGGAUCAUAUUCUGAUCAGAGCAAAUCAACUUUUUGUCUGGUGGAUGAGGAUCACACAUUUGCAAAUUCAGUCAGAUUCGCCUUAAAUCAAGAUCCAAGGGUGACAUUUUGUGGGUAUAGCAUUCCUCAUCCAUCUGUUACUCAGGUUAAUAUCAGAGUCCAGACAACAGGGGAUCCAGCAAAAGAGGUGAUGAAAGAUGGAUGUCAAGAUCUAAUGCGUAUGUGCCAGCAUAUUAGGAGCUCUUUUACUGAUGCUUUCAUUGAUUUUAAAAGGACCAAAACCGAUACUAAACAGGAUAUGGAUACCAAAUAA
Molecule: messenger RNA, 321 nt
Organism: Sphenostylis stenocarpa
Lineage: Eukaryota; Viridiplantae; Streptophyta; Magnoliopsida; Fabales; Fabaceae
Source: the annotation of a GenBank genome assembly